AUGACGCGAAGCCUCUCAACAACCGGAUGUAAGUCAAGACAACGCAGAGCCUCUCAACAGCCAGAUGUAAGGCAAGACGACGUGACGCCUCUCAACAGCCGAUGUAAGGCAAGACAACGCGACGCCUCUCAACAGCUGGAUCCAGAUGUAAGGCAAGACGACACCUCUCAACAGCCAGAUGUAAGGCAAGACGACGCCUCUCAACAGCCAGAGGUAAGGCAAGACGAUACCUCUCAACAGCCGGAUAUAAGGCAAGACAACCCCUCUCAAUAUCUGGAUGUAAGGCAAGACGACCUCUCAACAGCCGGAGGUAAGGCAAGACGAUGCUUCUCAACAGCCGGAUGUAAGGCAAGACGAUCUACUCAACAGCCGGAUGUAAAUCAAGAUGACACCUCUCAACAGCCGCAUGUAAAGCAAGACGACACGACUCAACAGCCGGAUGUAAAGCAAGACGACGCCUCUCAACAGCCAGAUGUAAGGCAAGACGAUGCCUCUCAACAGCCGGAUGUAAGGCAAGACGACGCCUCUCAACAUCUGGAUGUAAGGCAAGACGAUGCCUCUCAACAGCCGGAUGUAAGGCAAGACGACGCCUCUACACAGCCGUAUGUAAGGCAAGACGACGCAACUCAACAGCCGGAUGUAAGGCAAGACGAUACCUCUCAACAUCUGGAUGUAAGGCAAGACGAUGCCUCUCAACAGCCGGAUCUGGAUGUAAAGCAAGAUGACACUUCUCAACGGCCGGAUGUAAGGCAAGACGACGCCUCUCAACAGCCGGAUGUAAGGCAAGACAACGCGACUCAACAGCCGGAUGUAAGGAAAGACGAUGCCUCUCAACAUCUGGAUAUAAGGCAAGACGAUGCCUCUCAACAGGCGGAUGUAAGGCAAGACGACGCCUCUCAACAGCCAGAUGUAAGGCAAGACGAUGCCUCUCAACAGCUGGAUCCGGAUGUAAGGCAAGACGACCCCUCUCAACAGCCGGAUGUAAGGCAAGACGACACCUCUCAACAGCCGGAUGUAAAGCAAGAUGACACCUAUCAACAGCCGGAAGUAAGGCAAGAUGACACCUAUCAACAACCGGAUGUAAAACAAGAUGACACCUAUCAACAGCUGGACGUAAGGCAAGACGACGCCUCUCAACAGCCGGAUCUGGACUUAAAGCAAGAUGACUCUCAACAGCUAGACGUAAUGCAAGAUAUGACCCUCUCAACAGCUGGAGGUUAUGCAAAACGCCCCUUACAACAGCUGGUGGUAGUACAAGGCGCACCUCUCAACAACAGUCAGAGGUAA
This is a messenger RNA of Macrobrachium nipponense, 1287 nucleotides long. Its product is annotated as cyclic AMP-inducible protein BP74-like. The record is from RefSeq and is a predicted model, not a curated record. The coding region runs from base 1 to 1287 and encodes 428 amino acids. The transcript has 5 exons. Lineage: Eukaryota; Metazoa; Arthropoda; Malacostraca; Decapoda; Palaemonidae.